AUGAUGGGAGUGUGUGUGACGAAUACCCUCGCUAUGGACAUAAGUCCAACGAGUGGGUCUGGCAGUGGGCCAGGCGGUGGCGACUCGCGCCGCGGGGACGUAACACCGCACGCGCCACCGCAGCGACGCCUCAUCAAAGUGGACUUUGAUAAUCUUGAGGACGAUGAAGACGAAGACGAGACCGAGACUUGCGUUAGUCCAGAAACCUGUGCCCCACAACCUUACCCUAGACAUACAGCACCUCAACAAACACCACUGAAACCAUGGAAGAGAACCGUGGAGACGCCGCGAGCGCCGCCACGCGCGCGUAUCUCCCACGACGAGUACCACCAGUUCUGCGACGAGACCCUCGAAUCGUACGACCUCGCAACACAAUGUCCGUCGCGGCGAGCCUCGAUGCGGCGGCACACCGUAACGCACCCACCUUGCCCGUCCACCGACGGCGCUCAAUCGUUACCACAUUCGAGGCCAGGGUCUCGAGCCUCAUGUACAGGUGCAGCAUCCCUCGCGAGUAGUGACGCAGACGUACAGCUAGGUGACCUCUCCUGGUCCCGGUCCUCGCUCCAGGACGAACUCAUCAAGUCGAAACAAUGGCAAGACGCGAUAAUGUCGGACGACCGGCUCUCUCUGACACUGGAAGAAAUCGUCCACAUCCGGUCAGUGUUGACGAAAGCGGAACUAGAAGUCCUGCCCGUGGAGGGCAGGGUUAAAGAAGAUGUAGAGAAAAGAAGGGUAUGCUUCCUAUGUUUGAAAACACGAUUUGGCAUUUUCGGCCCUUGGGGGCAGAAGUGUAAAUUGUGCAAAAAGACUGUCUGUCAGAAGUGUUGUUCGAAGAUGCGUAUCCCAACGGAGCACUUCGCGCACGUGCCGGUGGCGCUGCUCAGCCCCUCGCUGCUGCCGUCGCCCGACGACGAGCAGCAGUCCUUCCCGCGCUCGCUCAUGGCGCGUCUCGUGUCGCCUGAACACAACGUGUUGUGUGUGCAGGUAACAGUGGACAACACGGUGGGGUCUGCGCCCAGCAGCCCGGCGGCGCGGCGCGCGGCGGCGUCGGCGCCGGGCUCGCGCGGCGCCUCCGCGCUGGGCUUCGAGCCGGCCAUCGCGCGCGCAGACGGGCCCGGCAGCAUGCCCUGCGUCAACACGCCGCUCUCCGCACUCUCCACACUCGAGCGCAGAGCGCGUUACGGGCGCAACAUGACGUGCGCGGGCGCGGCGGUGGCGGAGCGCCUGCGCGGCGUGCAGAUGGCGGUGUGCCACGACUGCAAGGCCAUGGUGCUGCAGAUCAUCAAGUCCAGCCGCGCCUCGCGCUCCGCGUCACGUGACCGCGCCCUGCGCCACCUCACGCUGGACCUCGCCCCCGUCUACACUGCCGACUGU
This is a messenger RNA of Brenthis ino (lesser marbled fritillary), 1374 nucleotides long. NCBI's taxonomy places the organism in Eukaryota, Metazoa, Arthropoda, Insecta, Lepidoptera, Nymphalidae. The record is from the annotation of a GenBank genome assembly.